UUGUAUCCGCACACAUCCGCAGCACUCUUGUGUUUGUAUUAAUGGCUGUUUAAGCGGUUUCUGCACACAUUGCAAGACGGCCUGGCUCGCAGGUCCAGUGCCUGUCCGCAAACGGCAGGAGGGUGAGUUUGGGUGAGCCCCAAAACGGAGCCGCCAGCAACAUUCGUGCAACAAUGAGCUCGGGAAAGCCGAGCAAGAGCGAGGGGCCGCGCGCAGAUCCGCUGCGUGAGGAGGAGGAGGAGAGCGAUGAAGACAGGUGCUCCAGCAGACCAUCCUCUCCGCCGGCGGGCCGCGGGGGCACCGGGACGCAGGGCAGCGGGAGGCUCGAGGCGGCCGCGGAUGGAGGGACAGGCUCGGGGGGCAGGGGCUCGAGCGCCUACGACUCUCUGUUCGCGUGGAUUUGCAGGAGGACAGUCCGCAGGGGGCCGUUUGUAGACCCCGCGCGGGAUCAUUUCCGUACCAUGACACGGCUUUAUUCGUCCAUGAGCCCGGCUACGGAUUCGGUGAACCUCAGUACACAAACCCACGGAGCUGUCUUCAACUUGGAGUACUCUCCAGACGGGUCAGUUUUGACGGUUGCUUGUGAGCAGACAGAAGUGCUUUUGUUUGACCCUGUUUCUUCCAAACAUAUCAAAACACUGGUGGAGGCUCAUGAAGACUGUGUAAACAACAUAAGGUUUCUCGACAACCGGCUGUUUGCGACCUGCUCUGAUGACACCACCAUUGCAUUGUGGGAUUUGCGUAAACUCAACUCGAAGGUGUGCUCAUUGCAUGGCCAUGCCAGCUGGGUCAAGAACAUCGAGUAUGAUACACACACUCGCUUGCUGGUGACGUCAGGAUUUGACGGAAAUGUCAUCACAUGGGAUACCAACAGGUUCACAGAGGAUGGCUGUCCACACAAGAAAUUUUUUCACACACGCUAUCUUAUGCGGAUGCGUCUGACUCCAGACUGCAGUAAGAUGUUAAUCUCCACCUCCUCUGGUUACCUGCUCAUCUUACAUGACCUUGAUCUCACCCAGAGCCUUGAGGUCGGCAGCUACCGCAUCCUACGGGCCCGCAGAGCUCCACUUAGCACAGAAGGUUCAUCAGCAGGUUCCAGGUCAGGAGGUCCCCGUCACACCAUUGACAGCAAAACCCAUCCACACAGAGAGGGUCUGUCCCCCAGAAACAGUCUUGAGGUUUUAACCCCGGAGAUCCCAGGCGAGAGGGACCGUGGGAACUGCAUCACCUCCUUGCAACUGCAUCCCAAAGGCUGGGCCACGUUGUUACGCUGCUCCAGCAACAUGGACGACCAGGAGUGGACGUGUGUGUACGAGUUUCAAGAGGGAGCUCCGCCUCGACCUCCGGUGUCUCCUCGCUGCUCUCUGCGUCUCACGCACUACAUAGAGGAGGCUAACGUCGGCCGAGGCUACAUUAAGGAGCUGUGCUUCAGUCCCGACGGCCGGCUCAUCUGCUCGCCGUACGGUUACGGUGUGCGCUUGUUGGCGUUCGAUGAGCACUGUGCCGAGCUGACGGACUGCAUGCCUGUGCGGACGGCUCUGCUGCGUGAGAUUCGCUCCAUUUACUCUCACAGCGACGUGGUGCUCACCUCCAAGUUCUCACCCACUCACUGUCAGUUUGCAUCGGGCUGCCUUAGCGGACGCGUAGCUCUGUAUCAACCACACUUUUAACACAUACAAAUGCAUUAGAAUUUACACUGAUCACUGGACUAUUUGGAAGAAGCUUCUGAUUGGUCAGGCGGAUAAUGGGAGAACGAAACUACCUUAAACAGAGUGUCUGGUAUUUUUUUUUGGUGUGUGUGUGAGGUCACACUGCAUGUGAAUGGCCUUCUACAUGUUUGUCAUUUUUAGAUGUAAUUGUUCUUUACACUGUGUGAACUUGACAGUCCAUGCGAGAAGGAAAGCAAACAGCAUUCAUUUUUCUCCACGAUAGAGGUUGAAUGAGUCACGUGAGCGUUAGAGAAUUAUUUUUUGGUUGCUCAUCCAUGCAGCACUGCAGUAACCGUUUAAGCCAAACAUUUUCAUGCAACUGUAAGCAGUUCAAGCCGAUGGCAAUUUUUGCAAUUUGCCAGACAAGUACGUCACUUUUACUAAUUGUUCGUUUUAUUUUUGGACUGCUUGUCUGUAAAAACACUAACUGAGGUCUGAUUCAUAGAUUGUCAAUGCAGUAUGUACCAUGUACGUGUGAGUAUUGGGAUGAAUACGACUUCUGCCGAUAGUUGACUGAAUGGAUUGGGAAUUUUGUAAUGUUCUGUUUUUCAUGUGCUUUCUGGCAUCUACAUGGACAAUCAGCAGUUAUGAAAUGUUUAGAUGCUCACAUCGGUGGGAGCGUUGAACUCUAGACAUGAGGACAAUGGGAGAAGGCAGGUUUAACUGUUGGAUGAGUGUUUUAUACGGAUGAGUUUAGCUUUCUUAAAAUGAAAAAAAGAGGACAAAAUCUGAUUGUUCGGCUUUUCUGGGACUUGUAUCAAUUAGUCAUCCUUCUCGGUUAUUGAAAUAUUGACAGCUCUUGAACAUGGAAAUUUAAAACAUGGAAAUCAUCCACGAUUCUCAUUUGAUUCACUUUAUUCAUGUUAACAAUACUAAGGAUGCAGUGGUACAGAUGUAUUAAAUAAAGAAACCUUUUCAUAUCUUUUGUUUGCCAUGAGAAAGAAAAAUGCUGUAAAAAAGAGCUGUUUUUAAGCAAAAAUGAGACUUGUAUUAGCAUACCUUAGACUGACGGAUUGCACUGGAUAUGCGUUGGCAUCUGCCUCCAUUAAACAGAUCAUUUAGGACAAGCAUGACACUUCAGGUCAAGCGCUGGAUAGGGGAAAAUAUGGUGUUCAUCCAUGUAAAAUAGAAAAUGUAGAAUUAAUUAUUAUAAAACGGAUAGUUCUGGUCCUUGAUUCUGAUUGGUUGAGCUGUGUUCAAAGCUGUUGUAAAUUACUCUACAAACAUA
This is a messenger RNA of Onychostoma macrolepis, 2937 nucleotides long. It is a transcript of the gene wdr32, whose product is annotated as WD repeat domain 32. NCBI's taxonomy places the organism in Eukaryota, Metazoa, Chordata, Actinopteri, Cypriniformes, Cyprinidae. The record is from RefSeq and is a predicted model, not a curated record. Gene Ontology annotation, molecular function: protein binding. Gene Ontology annotation, cellular component: Cul4-RING E3 ubiquitin ligase complex. The coding region runs from base 174 to 1670 and encodes 498 amino acids. The transcript is spliced from 7 exons.